AUGGAUCUCUCCUUAAAAAACAACAUGGGUUCCUGUAAUGAUACAGACAGUGAUGGUUCAGUUCCUGAGCUGGAAGAGCCAGAUGGGAGUCUUCUAAGACCCUCCGACCCACAGAUAUCACAUUCUGCAGCUGAUGAGUCAGUGAGCAAAACUAAGCAGAGCCGAAGUGAGAAGAAGGCUCGGAAGGCUAUGUCUAAGCUUGGGCUGAAACAGAUCCAUGGAGUUACACGCAUCACCAUCCGGAAGUCCAAGAACAUCCUCUUUGUUAUCACUCGUCCAGACGUCUUCAAAAGCCCUGCAUCAGACAUCUACAUAGUCUUUGGAGAAGCCAAGAUUGAGGACCUGUCACAGCAGGUGCACAAGGCUGCGGCAGAGAAGUUUAAGGUUCCCCUUGACCCUUCGCCUUUGACCCCAGACAUCAUGCCCAGCCUAACCAUAAAAGAGGAGAGUGAGGAAGAAGAGGAGGUGGACGAGAGUGGACUGGAACAGAGAGAUAUUGAGCUGGUGAUGGCGCAGGCUAAUGUGGCUCGCGCUAAAGCUGUCCGUGCACUACGUCACAACAAGAACGAUAUCGUCAACGCUAUUAUGGAGCUGACCAUGUGA
Molecule: messenger RNA, 603 nt
Organism: Colossoma macropomum (tambaqui)
Lineage: Eukaryota; Metazoa; Chordata; Actinopteri; Characiformes; Serrasalmidae
Product: nascent polypeptide-associated complex subunit alpha-like
Exons: 7
Coding region: 1-603 (200 amino acids)
Biological process (GO): protein targeting to membrane
Cellular component (GO): nascent polypeptide-associated complex; cytoplasm
Source: RefSeq, a predicted model, not a curated record